CAUCUCCAGGCUUGCUCCUCUGCUCUCCUCCCUCGCCCGUCCGUCUGCAUCCAGGAGAACACUCUCGAUCGAGCCAGCGCCAUGUUCCGCUCCCUCAUCAGCAAGAGCCUCGCCCGGCCCUCGAGCCGAUCGUUCUUCACCGGAUCGUCGCUGCGUUCCGACAAGCUGUUUGUCCACCGCGACACUCCCGAGAACAAUGCCAGCAUUCCUUUCGAGUUCAACACCGAGAACACGGAGCGCGCCAAGGCCAUCAUUGCGAAAUACCCUGCUCAGUACAAGAAGGCCGCCAUCAUCCCUCUCUUGGAUCUGGGCCAGCGACAGCUGGGAUGGACCUCGCUGUCGGUCAUGAACUACGUUGCUAAGUUGGUCGAGGUUCCCCCCAUGCGUGUCUACGAAGUCGCCACUUUCUACACAAUGUUCAACAGGGAGCCCGUUGGAAAGUACUUCCUCCAGGUCUGCACAACCACCCCGUGCCAGCUGUGCGGCGCUGAGGAGAUCGUCAAGACCAUCGAGAACGAACUCGGCAUCCACGUCGGCCAAACUACCCCCGACAAGCUCUUCACCCUCGUCGAGGUCGAGUGCGCUGGUGCUUGCGUCAACGCCCCCGUUGUCGCUGUCAACGACGACUACUAUGAGGACCUGACCAAGGAGUCCACCAUCUCGAUCCUGAACUCGCUGAAGGCUGGUAAGGUGCCCAAGGCCGGACCCCAGUCGGACCGCCAGAACUGCGAGCCCGCCGGUGGCCUGACCACUCUGACCACACCCCCCACCGGCCCUGGCUUUAAGCUCCAGGCCGAGCUGUUGUAAGCAGCUCCAAGCUGCUCGAUGUGAUCAACUACAGCCAAUCCAAUAAAAAAAAAACGGGACACUCCGGAUUUUGAGCA
Messenger RNA from Polychytrium aggregatum, 884 nucleotides. RefSeq names its product thioredoxin-like [2Fe-2S] ferredoxin-domain-containing protein. Gene Ontology annotation, molecular function: NADH dehydrogenase activity. NCBI's taxonomy places the organism in Eukaryota, Fungi, Chytridiomycota, Chytridiomycetes, Polychytriales. The coding region runs from base 82 to 807 and encodes 241 amino acids. The record is from RefSeq and is a predicted model, not a curated record. The transcript is spliced from 4 exons.